Molecule: messenger RNA, 639 nt
Organism: Closterium sp. Naga37s-1
Lineage: Eukaryota; Viridiplantae; Streptophyta; Zygnematophyceae; Desmidiales; Closteriaceae
Source: the annotation of a GenBank genome assembly
AUGGGAGAUAAUCAUGGGGGGAUAAGAAUGCGAGGAUGGGAUGGGCAUGAAAGGGACAGAGAGCAAGUGCCUUGGACUUAUCACAGGGGGGACACAGCUCAUCCCUUCUCCCCUCCCUCCCCUCUCCCCGUCGACUUCCCCCUUCCUCCCAAAUCAUCCCUCGCUGUCCAUCCCUGGCCGUCCAUCUCUGGUCGUCCAUCCCUGGCUGUUCAUUGUCGUGCAGGUGUUGCAGAUUCAGAUCGCCUCGCUCACAGGUUCUCGCCCGAGAACCAAUCGGCCACUCCCUCUUACGAGCCGCUAGGGCAUCUUCCCUUGGCGACUUUACAGCUCUUCCUUUUCUCCAGCUCGACCCUCAUCUCACCUCACCACCUGCCAGGGCUCCGCGGGUUCCACCAGAUGCUGAAAUCACUAUUUUGGGGCGAGGCAGCCGUUGCUCAGUACCCUCGAGUCAAAUCAGCCGCGCCAGGAGCCGCGGAGCUGCAGGCAGCGGGCAGCAUAUCCCACAGCAGCACGAGAGGCACAGUGGAGAAGAUGGUGUGUGUCCUUGCCCACGUGUUCUGGGGCAGAGACUUCAUCCCAUCUUCCAUCUCCUCGCCCCUCCCUCCUGUGUUUAGGAGCUCCGCUGGUUCGGCUGGAUGA